Molecule: messenger RNA, 1191 nt
Organism: Hyposmocoma kahamanoa
Lineage: Eukaryota; Metazoa; Arthropoda; Insecta; Lepidoptera; Cosmopterigidae
Product: cathepsin L-like
Exons: 5
Coding region: 1-1191 (396 amino acids)
Cellular component (GO): lysosome
Molecular function (GO): cysteine-type endopeptidase activity
Source: RefSeq, a predicted model, not a curated record
AUGUUAGCCAAGAUACUAAUAAACAUAUUUGGAUUGACUAUUUUAGUAAAUAAGGUAUGGACUCAAAAUAAUGAAAAUACAAGUACAUCAACAAUACAGAAUAGAAGACACCCGGAGCCGUUUACUCUUCCAUUGUCACAGGAUUACUUUAACCUCGAGGAAAUUCAAUUGAAGAAAAAAAUUUAUGAAGACAACAAGAUUGAUGCAUUAUUUUUUCAACAUGCGAAGUCUACCGGUUUACAAGGACUGGAAAAAUUUGAUGAAGAAAAAUAUUACCUCGUAUUUCGCCAAAACAUUCUACUGAUGAAUCGCCUUUAUAACAUUUAUAACACCACCAUGUUUUCAAUUAAUGCUUAUACUCAUUAUACGUUCGACGAGUUUACGAAUUGGUUCACGGGUUUCAAUAGCACGGGAUUGAGAGAAGACGAUGUUACAUUGUUUAAUAGAAGCGUCAUACAAGAGUUGCCGCCGGUGAUAGAUUGGUCUGAUGAUAUUUUGCUGGACUAUUUUCAAGAUACUAAGUGUAAAAAUAGCUAUGUAUUGAGUGCAUUAAGUAACAUUGAAGCACAAUAUUAUGCAUCUAGUGGCAACAAGAAGCUUGGGUAUUUAUCCGUCAGACAAGCAUUUGAAUGUGAGAGGCAAGGUUCUUGUGAAUACGGUGGAGUACCACACUAUGUAUUCAAGGCCUUAAAAGAUACCGGAGGGGUCUCAUUACAGUAUAUGUAUCCAUAUUUUGAACAGGCCAAUACAAAGGGUGAUACUUGUCAGACGUCAAAAGAUAAUGUGGCUAUUUUAAUUGACGACUACAUACGUCUGAAAGUAGACAAGGAAGAAGAUUUGUUGUACCUUCUGGCGUAUUAUGGUCCUGUGGUUACCACAAUAUACGUCUCUGAGAGCAUAAGACACUACUCUAAUGGUGUAUUGGAUCCUAUUGACUGCGGUAAUAACGCAACCAAUCAUGCUGUGCUCCUAGAUGGAUAUGGAGUGGACAAUAAAUACAACUUACCAUAUUGGCAUGUGAAAAGCACGUGGGAAGGAUGGGGAUAUAAAGACCAUAUUCGACUAAUUAGAGGCAAGGGCUUCGUGUGCAAUCUUGGACGUGAAUACAUAGCGACCGUUAUUGUCAAACCGAACGUAACACAAGUUAGUAAGAAUGUGAUUAAAAUCGUUAGUUUAGUAAAUUCUGGGUAA